AUGAGACCACAAAUUAUCCAUAUUUUAGGAGGUCCUGGCUGCGGAAAGGGCACCCAGUGUGUGAGACUAGCUACAAAAUAUAAUUUUAAACAUUUGUCCGCAGGAGAUUUACUUAGAUAGGAAUAAUCUAGAGAAGGAUCCCAGUACAGUAAGCUUAUUUCAGAUAUCAUCAAAGAAGGAAAGAUAGUACCUGAUUUUAUUACUUGCAACUUGCUUGUCGAUAGCAUUCUCAACGAAUAGAAAACAAAUAAAUUUUUGAUUGAUGGUUAUCCCAGAAACGAAGAAAAUUUGAAAGGCUGGUUGAGUGCCACUAAGGAAAAGCAGCUAGAUAUUUAAGCCUUAAUAUUUUUCGAAUGUUCAAAGGAAAUCAUGUGGGAAAGAAUUAAAAAAAGAGCUUAGAUUUCCAAUAGAGAAGAUGAUAAUUUGAAUUCAUUUACUAAGAGAUUAGACACAUUCUACAAUCAUACAAUGAAAGUUAAGGACUAUUUUGAAAGCCAAGAUAAAUGCAUUACAAUUAAUGCCGAAGAUACCCCUGAAAAUAUAUUUGCCACCAUUGAAACAAGGCUUUAGCUUCUGUUGAAAUGA
Messenger RNA from Tetrahymena thermophila SB210, 585 nucleotides. Its product is annotated as adenylate kinase family protein. The record is from RefSeq and is a predicted model, not a curated record. Gene Ontology annotation, cellular component: nucleus; cytoplasm. Gene Ontology annotation, biological process: CDP biosynthetic process; 'de novo' pyrimidine nucleobase biosynthetic process; UDP biosynthetic process. Lineage: Eukaryota; Ciliophora; Oligohymenophorea; Hymenostomatida; Tetrahymenidae. Gene Ontology annotation, molecular function: UMP kinase activity; ATP binding. The transcript has 7 exons.